Molecule: messenger RNA, 2120 nt
Organism: Felis catus (domestic cat)
Lineage: Eukaryota; Metazoa; Chordata; Mammalia; Carnivora; Felidae
Gene: ERFL
Product: ETS repressor factor like
Biological process (GO): regulation of transcription by RNA polymerase II; cell differentiation
Cellular component (GO): nucleus
Molecular function (GO): sequence-specific DNA binding; DNA-binding transcription factor activity, RNA polymerase II-specific
Source: RefSeq, a predicted model, not a curated record
GCCCUCGCCAAUCCCAGAGGCCGGGAUUAGAGACAAAGAGAUAUUUAGAGAUAAAAAGUAUGAAAGCUCUCUUGGCUGGUGCUCUUUGCUGUCUUAUGGGCGGCUGUCACUAACAUUCCAAGGAUGUUCUCCUAUUUUCCAGAAGGGUGCUGCGUGCAGUGUAAUAAGUGUUGCCUCCCCACAGCGGUGGGCUCUCUAACUGAAGGGUGUAACAUACAGUUAAUGGAGUUCUUGCUGCUCAGGUGUCCCUUCUCUCUUCCCAGGUGUUCCUUCGUGCAUUUAAUGGUCAUUAAGUACGUUCCAGUAGGUGUUCUCGACGUCCUGACAGUGUUCUAGCUUUCCUGAAACACCUGGAGGGUGUUGUUUCUCCCCUGAAUGGCAUCACGUGCAGACGAGGAGUCCUACCUCCCAGGGGGUGUUCUGGAACCUCCUCCUUGGCAUUCAGAGCCAUGGACCGCGAAGGUGCUGGGUGGGUGUUCUCCUCAGUCGGCUGGAGGUCACAGACACCCCAGAGGUUCAAGUCCGGCCGGGCUGGCUCCACCAUGGACUGUAGCUGCGUCUCCGACCUUCUCUUCGCCCCGCCCGCCCUGCCGGCUCUCUGGACCCCCGGGUUUGCCUUCCCAGAUUGGGCCUACAAGCCGGAGUCGUCCCCUGGCUCGAGGCAGAUCCAGCUGUGGCACUUUAUCCUGGAGCUGCUGCAGAAGGAGGAAUACCAGGGUGUCAUCGCCUGGCAGGGGGACUACGGGGAAUUCGUCAUCAAGGACCCUGACGAGGUGGCUCGGCUCUGGGGCAUCCGCAAGUGCAAGCCCCACAUGAAUUAUGACAAGCUGAGCCGGGCCCUGCGCUACUACUACAACAAGCGGAUUCUCCACAAGACCAAAGGGAAGAGGUUCACCUACAAGUUCAACUUCAGCAAAGUCGUGCUGGUCAACUACCCGCUGUUGGAUGUGGCAGCAGCCACCACGGGCUCCCCACUCUUGCUGACCCCUGGUCCCUUUGGGGGGACCCCUGGGCCAGAUGCUCCUCCCCUUACCCCUGAGACCUUGCAGACCCUGUUCUCUGCCCCUCGCCUGGGAGAGCCAGGGGCCCGGGCGCCCCUGUUCACCCCUGAGACAGAUAAACUGCGUCUGGACAGCCCUUUCCCGUUUCUGGGCUCCGGUGCCACCGGCUAUUCUAAGCCCCCUGGCCUGCUGGGUCCUUAUGGCCGCGCCUUCCCAGAGUACCCCUGGAACUUUAACCCGUACCUCACCGGCCCCUUCCCCAAGCUGCCCCCCUCUCUCUACCCCCCACACUUCUACCCCAACCCUCUGGCCGGUCCCCUGGGCCACCUGCCCUCAGCAGGGGCAGGGGGAGGCCCCACAGCUUCACCCCUGCUGGCUGCGACGGGGGAGGGCCUGGGCCCUGAGCGCCCCUCGGGCCUGGCAGCCGCCCCUCGCCUGGCACUGCCCGGAGCUGGGGGUCCAGAGGCUGCGCUGGGUGGGAAGGAGGACAGCGACUCGGAGCUGGAGAUCACUGAUGUCAGCGGCUGCAGCUCUGACAGCGAGGGCGACGAGGGCCUCCCUGUGCCCCCAAGGCCAAGGCGAGCAAAGGGGGGAUCGGCAGCUGAACCAUUGUGGGGUAAAGGAUUCUGCCAGGGUGGGGGCUUGGGGGGGCAGCCUCUGCCCUGGUCCAGUGUGCCCUCCAUGUCCUGCCCAAGGCCAAGGCCCUGCCCUCGGCCCCUCCUAGGACCGGCCACAUGGUCACCCACCUUCUUUCCUAACCCUGGGUUGGGGUCUCGCCUCCCCCUUCAGAGGGGGAGGGGACACAAUGGUCUCCAGCCUCUUUCCCAGGCUCCGGUUUGAGGGGGCUCCCCGCCUGGCCCCACUCCGAAAGUGCAAUAUGGCGCCCAGCCUCUCCUGCCCGCCCACCCCUGUGCUGUGACCUGCGUGUUUGUUCGGCCACGUCUGCUCUUGUGCCAGCCCCAGUCCUGACACCCUCCCCACACAGGCCCCCUGGGGACAGGGAGCUCAGAGCAAUAACCCCGCCCCCAGCCCCUGCCCAGGAGGGCCCCCUCCCCACAACCCCCAACAGCCACCUCCAGAGAGUUUACUACAAAAAUAAAAGAACGGAAAGGAGUGUGA